Messenger RNA from Corticium candelabrum, 1979 nucleotides. Its product is annotated as T-box transcription factor TBX19-like. Gene Ontology annotation, molecular function: DNA-binding transcription factor activity, RNA polymerase II-specific; RNA polymerase II cis-regulatory region sequence-specific DNA binding. Bases 325 to 1743 code for a protein of 472 amino acids. The transcript is spliced from 6 exons. The record is from RefSeq and is a predicted model, not a curated record. Lineage: Eukaryota; Metazoa; Porifera; Homoscleromorpha; Homosclerophorida; Plakinidae. Gene Ontology annotation, biological process: regulation of transcription by RNA polymerase II; positive regulation of DNA-templated transcription; cell fate specification. Gene Ontology annotation, cellular component: nucleus.
GAGGCGACUACGCGCCGCAAUUAGCUAACAUCCGUGAGUUCACCCAAUCACAGCUCACCGUUUCGAAUUUUACUUGAACCAUGUGCACUCUCCACGUGCUCACUUUCAAUCGUUCACUGUUCUCGUCGACUCGGUUUUCGUCUUUCUCUACGUUUCAAACUGGAUAACGAAUUUCGUCAUCUACGUGGUGGUUACCACUACUCGACAUUCGGUCGAUUUCAGUAUCCGAGGUCGUCGUCGGUAGCCAAUGGACAAGAGCGACCUCCCUUCCAUCCUCUCGUGUCUCCCACCUCUCUUUCUACUUUUCGCGGUCACUUCUAUUCGAUGCCCCCUCCCGGUCACUUUCACUACAAUCCUUUUCAUCCUUCACGUCCGAUUGGCUAUAGACCUUCGACAUCUGCAGCGGCAGCAUCGACGACGACGGCGGCGGUCGUUCCUCCGGUGGCGAACGCGUUCAGUUCGAAUUCGAGUUCGUUAGACGAAGGAUGGAGCAGCGGAACGUGCAUCGAAGUUGUUCUAAGGGAAUUCGAUCUGUGGCAGAAAUUUUCUAAAAUUGGUACCGAAAUGAUAAUUACCAAAUCGGGGAGACAACUGUUCCCGCUUAUCGUCGUGUCUGUGACUAACCUGGAGAAAGACAGUGUGUACAAAGUUGUGUUAGAGUUCGCCUGCAAUGACCGCCGCCGAUACAAAUUUAUCAAAUCGCAAUGGGUAUCCAGUCAGCAGUCUGACGCCACGUUUCCUGACCAAGACCCGUCAUUCGUGCAUCCAGACAGUCCUGCUACUGGAAAACACUGGAUGAAACAAGUUAUCUCGUUCAAAGCGGCCAAAUUGACAAACGACAAGGAUUGUCGUAAAUCUACUCGUGUGAGUGAAAUGAUUGUAGGAUUGGUUGUUGUAUUGGGCUUUUUGUCCCCGAGUGGGACUUGCACUAUGUGCGACAACAAUAAAUUUAUUCAGUCAUUCAGUCAUGAUGGCGUUGUUCUUCAUUCGAUGCACAAGUACGAGCCGCAAGUAGCCAUUUUCAAAUUGUCUGACGUCGACGGAACGUUCGAACGUGUUUUCGUCCGACAACUGCCUCUGUGUCAUUUCAUUAGCGUUACGUCAUAUCAGAACAAAGAAAUCACCCGUCUCAAGAUCGACAAUAAUCCUUAUGCGAAAGCAUUUCGUGACCAAGAGACGAGCGAUGGCAUCAAAACUUUUCCCGAAUCAUUGCAGUCGGUCUCGCCAAAUUUCUCGCAUGCGGAGUCUGCGUUUCCUUCCUCUCUCGUUAGUGACUACAUUCCCCAAUUCACCGGUAUUAUGGAUUCUCCAUUUUCUCAUUACCACCACCCGUCUUCUUCUUCUAUCUCUCCAUACUCUGCGCUCGUUUCGUCGUUUAAUCCAUUUCACGGCUUAUCACCAGUCGUCAAACCCGACGACGUUCAGUCUCACCAAAGAAGAUUUAGUGCUUCAGACGCGCUCGCCGGUGAGACAUCUAGUUCAUUUAGAAUGAGCCGCAGCCAGGACGAUACCGACAGUGUCAGUCGACUACGUCAAGAGAACAGCACGAGCAGUCGGUGUAAGAAGCGUCGAAGACAGCAUCACGAUUCGGUUACUUCGUUCAAGAAGGAUCCUCGGCAGGAGCAGGAUACGUGUUCUUCGUCUGAGGCGAGGCGACGGCAAGAGGAGCAUACGUGCGGCUCGUCGAAAACGUCGACGAGUGGACAGGAAUGGGAUGAUUGGCAUUGUCUGUCAACGACGUGAGACCGGAACGAAACCUAGACUUCUAUGUCCAGGAGCGUUCGCCAACCGAGCGAGUCGGCUACUGGGAGAUUUAUCGGACAGUGAUUGAUGUUUUUGGCUUUUUAGAGACGUGGUGUGCACAGAACUAUGGGUUUGGGUAUUACUGACACGUAUACUUUUAGUCUAGCACGUCUUCACUAUGUUUUAGCACGUUUUUGAGCAUUACUGCAAUAGAAGUAUUGAUGGGGAGCAUCACA